AUGUUUCGUCCUGUAUGGAGCUCACUUCAGACGCCUUCCUCACUCUGGCUCUUCCUUCUGGCCUCUUCGAUCAGGAUUAAUCCUGCUGUGCUUGAAUUGGUGUUUGCGAUCUUACCCGAAGAUGGCGUUGGGAUUUUAAACAGCUCUCUGAUGCUGCACUGUGCGGCGUUUGACUCUGUCCUGAAGUUUCCUGUACCUGUGAAAUGGGAGAAAAACACUAGGGGUCUGGACAGGAGGUCCCAGCAAAUGGCCAAUGGCUCACUUUUCUUUCCCCGUUUACAAGAGGAAGACUUUGGAAACUAUUCGUGCAGUGCAAAGAGAGGGAACAAACAGAUUCAGACCACUGUCAUGGUCAGCAAAGCAUGUCUGCAAGAUGUGUUCUUUCACCCCCAGUCCAUGCAAACUGAAGAGGGACGUGAUGUUUUCCUUCAGUGCGUCUCUGGUGAUAGUUUUCCUCCUGCUCAGAUUUCAUGGUUGAAGAAUGGCAGAGUCCUCACCAAAGGAAACCAGAUUCAGGGGCAGUAUGGAGGAGGGAGUCAAAGGAAGACUUCAGGCACUUUGCACUUGGCUAAUGUCACCAAAGCAGACCAAGGAAUCUAUAUCUGUUUGACCCGCAAUCAUCUGCUCAAUAUAAGCAAGGAAAGUCAUGCAGCAGCUCUGACAGUACAUGGAUCUAAUGUUGAUGUAAGCAUUAUCAAAGGCCCACAAAAUGUAACUGUGCCUGUUGAAAUGGAGGCUGCGCUGCACUGCAUUGUAGAAGGAUUUCCUAUUCCCAUCGUGCAGUGGUUUAAGGAUGGAAACCCAUUACAUGAUUCUUCUAGACUGGAUCUGCAGAAGGACGGACAACUGCUGAUUUUUCAGAGAGUUUUGCCGGAAGACGAGGGGCUGUAUUUCUGUGAAGCUCACAAUCAGAAGGCGAAGGUGAAAUCUCAACCCGCCUACCUCCUUCCUGCAGAGCGUCCAUCCGUGUCUAUCUGGCCAGUCCAAGUGACGUCUCCUGUAGGAGCUGAAGUGCUCAUUCACUGCCAGGUGUCAGGACUCCCUGCUCCUGUCCUCACAUGGUCAAAGCAGGGCCAGUCUGUCCAAACUGGAGGAAAGAUUCUCAUGGGGUUAAGAAACACAACCCUGCUCAUAUCAUCAGUAAGAGUGUAUGAUGAAGGACGUUACACGUGCUCAGCCUCCAACACACUGGGUCAUGAUGAGAAAACCAUGACUCUUCGAGUUGCUGUAAAACCAGUCAUCGUCUCAUUCACGCCAUCGGUCGCUGUCUCAGAAGGAUCUCCUGUUAGUCUGCCUUGUCGAGCUGUGGGAGAAUCUCCUGUCAAAUACACCUGGACUAAACUGUCUGAUCCCAAAUCUCCAGUCUCACUGCCACAGCACAUACACAUUGACGAUAACGGGACAUUAGUCAUCUCGACUAUCCAGCGGUCAGAUUCAGGAGAUUAUCAGUGCACUGCAGAAAACAGAGCCGGUCAGGGUGCCAGGCGUGUGACUAUAACAGUAACUGACCCUGAUGUUCCACCUGAUAAGGAAGCUCUGAGUAAAACAGCUAAACCCACUGUUCUAGAGAGUGAGCAGGAGUUAUUUACUCUUUAUGGUUCAAAGCUGCUGAAUAAUACAGAGAUUAACGAACCUCUCCAUCAAACCACUGAAGAUUACGCCAGGAUAUCUCUGUUAAAUGCCUUUGUGGAGGACUCGCCAACAUACUUGAAUCCUGAAUCUACCCAAGACACUACAGAGAGAAUUUCACUUAAGUCAAGUGGCAUUGGCAUAGAAAGUAAUGAGAACAUGAAAGAGCCUGUGCAGACACAAAAACCAACCCCUGUUCGUGUCAAACCUACACCACUGACCCAGCUCAAAGAGACUACAGUUCUACAGGACACACAUCCACAAAUUCAGCCAACAGAGCAGCUCACCAAAGCACCUCCACAAAUGAAUACAAACACAAACAGCCCUUCGGCAGCAGAUUCCUAUUCUCAGAGCCAGCUUAAACACGCUCAAAGCUUUUCCCGUAAUAGUGGAGAAACUCAGACAGUGAUGAAUGUGGGAAACCUCACCGGCUCAGCUUCUGUGGAAGAGCAUCAGAAUCAGAGUCAAAUCAAGUCAGAAGCCAAAACCUCAGCCACCAAUGACACAGAUCUGGUCGAGACACCCAAGAAAAACACCUCGCAGGCCCCUAUGAGGACCACCGACAAUAAUAACAGAGAAAAGGGGAAAUCUCAAACUUGGUUGCCAGUGAUUGAAAAACAUGACAUACCCAUUGUGGUUGGCGUCGGUGUUUCUUUGGCCUUCAUCUUCAUCUCCAUGGCCUUUUAUUCUCUGGUUCAGAAAAACGACCCUGCAGUUGUACCUACAGGAAGAGCAGCUCUGAGGGGCCUUUGUGGCCCUUGCAGACAAGGGGAUCGCCAUGCAAUGGAAAUGACCUAUGAUAACAAGGCGUUUGAAGAUGAUAACUUGGUGGCUGUUAUUGAGCAAAGCCCCAACAACUCUGAGACACGAGCGUUGCCAACAGAAAGCAAUUCGUCUGUUUUCGAUGUCGUCGAUGUGGACGAAGGUGUACGGUCCAUUCAGGACCUUCCUGUUAUUGUGGAGACGCACCCAGAACCGAGAGAGGAGGACCAGUUGGAGACUAUAUUUGAGGAGGGGAAGGUCAGUCCCUCGCCACACACUGACGUUCAGCUGCAGUGCAUGGAAGACUGGAGGAGCAGAGAGUUUGAACCCUGUCAGGACGCCUCGUCCCUCCCUCCCCCAAACCCAGCACCAGCCCAGGAGGAGGGCCUGCGCUCAUCCCUGACCCUCCGGACCACCGAUCCCUCCUCAACCCCAGUGCGUCACAGCAUCAGCAUCUCGCAUGGCGUCUCUCCGCUCCUGCUGUCCCACUGCGUGUCGCUGGGCAUGACCUCUGUGGCAGUGGAUGUGCACUUUUACCCAUCAGCCCCUUUGGCAGCCACUAACCCCGCAUUCGGAGCACCAGUUCAGCAGCUGAACACCAGGCUAGAGCAUGAACUAACUGCGCCCUCUGCUGGCUCGGUAAAUAACAAGAUUGUGUAAUAAGAGUCAGGUGAAAGCUUUUUAUUUGUAGCAUUUAACAAUGACCAGUAGUGUUUCCCAACCCUUUUCCUGAAGGCACACCAACAGUU
Molecule: messenger RNA, 3140 nt
Organism: Danio rerio (zebrafish)
Lineage: Eukaryota; Metazoa; Chordata; Actinopteri; Cypriniformes; Danionidae
Source: RefSeq, a predicted model, not a curated record